AUGGCGAAUUAUAAUAAGGUUAUCACAGAAUUACAUGAAACAUUUCUUACUGGUAAAACCAAGACGUAUGAAUGGAGAGAUAGACAAUUACGACAAUUAUUAAAACUUAUCGAAGAAAAUGGGAAAGCUAUUGAAGAUGCCCUGUUCAAGGAUUUGCACAAGCAUGCUAAUGAAGCUCAAAUAAUGGAAACUGGUAUGGUGAAGAAUGAUUUGAUAAAUGCUAUAAAUAGUCUUAGUGACUGGAUGAAGCCAGAUAUGGUGAAAAAAGAUCUUUUGGUUGCCAUGGAUACAUGUUUUAUUCAAUCUGAACCAUUUGGGGUAACACUGAUAUUAGGGGCAUGGAAUUACCCCAUACAGUUAACAUUACUACCACUAAUUGGGGCCAUUGCAGCAGGAAAUUGUGCUGUAGUUAAACCAUCUGAAUUAUCUCACUAUACAGCAUUAGUAUUAGAGGACCUUAUUCCGAAAUAUUUAGAUACAGAAUGUAUAAAAGUUAUCAAUGGAGCUGUACCAGAAACUACAGCUUUAUUGAAAGAAAGAUUUGAUUUGAUAUUUUACACUGGUAAUAAUGUUGUAGCGAAAAUUGUAAUGGCUGCUGCCGCCAAGAACCUAACGCCUGUUAUUUUAGAAUUAGGAGGUAAAAGCCCUGUAUAUAUAGAUAAGAAUAUAGACUAUAAUACUGUAGCUAGAAGAUUGGUAUGGGGUAAAGCAAUUAACAGUGGUCAGACUUGUAUAGCACCAGAUUAUGUUUUAUGUACCACAGAUGUUCAGAACAAAAUAAUUGAAGAAAUGAAGAAAGUCGUAAAUGAUUUCUAUGGUGAUCCGUCUAAAUCAGAAUAUUAUGGCAGAAUCAUAAAUGACAGACAUUUUGAACGUGUAAAAAGUUUAUUAAAAGGUGUGAAUAUAGCUAUUGGUGGGAAUGUCAAUGAAAAAGAAAGGCUUAUUUCACCUACUGUAUUAAAAGACGUUAAAACAACAGAUCAUGUCAUGCAGAGCGAGAUAUUUGGACCAAUAUUACCUAUUGUUACUGUUCAAAAUGAAGAUGAGGCUAUAGAAUAUAUUAAUUCAGGAGAGAAACCUUUAGCUUUGUAUGUUUUUUCUUCGAAUGACAAGAUAGUAAACAAAUUUUUAAGUCAAACAAGUAGUGGUGGAGUUUGUGUCAAUGAUACUUUAUUACAUGCUGGAAUUCAAACAUUACCAUUUGGCGGGGUUGGACAUAGUGGAAUUGGAGGUUAUCAUGGAAAAUUUUCUUUUGAUGUCUUUUCUCAUAAAAGAUCAGUUUUGAAGAGAGGCCUAGGAAUGGAGUUUGUAAAUAACAUACGCUACCCACCAUAUACAGAGAAAAAAAUGAAAAUUUUAAAUCUACUGACUGGAAAGAAAGUUAAGAAGACUGGUAUUAUGUCAUUCUUGCCUUUUGUUUUGUUUGGAACUUUUCUGGCCUUUGUGUUCAAGUCAGUUGGUGUGGAAGCCAUAGCUGCUAGGAUUAAACCUCUAUUAGGUAAAAAGGACUGAAGAAAAGAAUGACCACAUUCCAAUAAAGACAAAAAGACUAUCACAUCAUUUUUUUUUUACAGUUUUUUCUGUCACCUGGCUGGUCCUAGUUUAAAUUACUUUAAUUGAUACAUUUUAUGAUAACAAAUCCUGUUUUAGUAUCUAGAAACUAUGAACUUUGACAUGACAAGCCUAAUUUUAACUACAGAUAAGAUAGUUCAUAUUGAAAUUUUCUUCUAUUUGAAUUAUGUUGUACAAAAGCUAGGCUUUUGCCUGCAUGUAGGUAACUUGAUCACAAAGAAAUUUGGUCACAGUAGACUGGUCACAGGUCAAUUUUCUGUGACAUUUGUACAUUGUGACCACAUUUCUUUGACCAGUGUACCUUGUGAACAUUAUUCUGUGUCUAAUGUACUUUGUCACCUUAUUUCUGUAAACUUUACCUUGUCACCAAUGUACCUUGUGACCAUAUUUCUGUAAAUAAUAUACCUUGAGAGCAUAUUGCUGUAAACCAUUUACUAUGUGACCAUAUUUCUGUUAAAAUGUACCUUGUGACCACAUGUCUAUGAAGCAUGUACAUUGUGACCACAUUUAUAUGAAGCAUAUACAUUGAGACCAUGUUACUGUGACUAAUGUUCCAUAUUGUGUUAUAUUUAUUGUACAUGCAUUUAUGUUUAUAUAAUCCUAUAGUGUGAAUGAUGAAAGAUAUGGGUGGGCACCACUUGAUUUAAUGGUGCAUAAGAUACAAUUUUACAAUGGUACUGAGGGAAUAUUUAUUGGUUGUUCACAGACGAGAAGUUUAGACAAAGGAAUGAAUGCUUCUAUGUACAUAUAUGCUUAUCUUUUUACAUAUUGUUUAACACAUAAUUAAUAUUGAUUAAAAUCAAUUCAAACUAGAAUG
Lottia gigantea (owl limpet) is the source of this 2389-nucleotide messenger RNA. RefSeq lists its product as hypothetical. Lineage: Eukaryota; Metazoa; Mollusca; Gastropoda; Lottiidae. Gene Ontology annotation, cellular component: cytoplasm. Gene Ontology annotation, biological process: aldehyde metabolic process. The record is from RefSeq and is a predicted model, not a curated record. The transcript has 14 exons. Gene Ontology annotation, molecular function: aldehyde dehydrogenase (NAD+) activity. The coding region runs from base 1 to 1512 and encodes 503 amino acids.